UUGGGGUCCAGCCCUUUGUGGCAUCCCAUGGGCAGGGAGUGUGAGCAGGAAUAGCGGGAUUGGAAGAUCUGGAAAGGGAAAAGAACCGGCACAGCCGCCAACUGUCCUGGAAACAUGUACCAACCGGAGGCCAAUCCCGAUUUCCCGUUCUCGGCCCACGACAACAAGCACAGCCUCCAGAACUGGGGCGAGUACUUCGACUCCGGCCUGGGACGGCGGAAAGUGGCCGCCGGACGAAGGCAGCACAAUUCCAGCAGUUCCCGAUUCUGGAAAGACGACCCGGAGUGCGGCCGAUUCCUGGGAUCCACCAGCUACAAGGAGGCCUUCGUGGCCCAGGGGUCUGUCCCUGACUGGGGCCAUCGCCGCUUCCCGCGGCAUCACGGCUACCGGUGGGCCGCCCUUCCGCCUCGCCCCGCGUCCGGCUGCGGCCCAAUUCCCGGCUACGGCCCGACGCCGGACCGUGGCCCGCCGGGAAUCGCGGGCGGCCAAACUGGGCCACCCGGUAGCCGUAGGUGGCCCCUCUGCGGCUCCUCUCCGGGAUGAGGCCCACCUUGACCGGAGCUGCCCAGGCCGCGGUCCGUGUCGGGAGGCCGGAGCAGGGCCUGGGACCGUGUUCACGAUUAUCCCGAUUCAGCUGCUCUAUUAAAAAUCAA
Molecule: messenger RNA, 653 nt
Organism: Tachyglossus aculeatus (Australian echidna)
Lineage: Eukaryota; Metazoa; Chordata; Mammalia; Monotremata; Tachyglossidae
Gene: TEX36
Product: testis expressed 36
Exons: 3
Coding region: 115-543 (142 amino acids)
Source: RefSeq, a predicted model, not a curated record